Ceratotherium simum simum (southern white rhinoceros) is the source of this 619-nucleotide messenger RNA. Lineage: Eukaryota; Metazoa; Chordata; Mammalia; Perissodactyla; Rhinocerotidae. The record is from RefSeq and is a predicted model, not a curated record.
CACCGAUGAGAUGAAGCACACAACAGACUUCUAUUUUAAUAUUGCAGGCCACCAAGCCAUGCAUUAUUCAAGAAUUCUACCGAAUAUCUGGCUGGGUAGCUGCCCUCGCCAAGUGGAGCACGUAACCAUCAAACUGAAGCAUGAAUUGGGGAUUACAGCCGUAAUGAAUUUCCAGACAGAAUGGGAUAUUGUACAGAACUCUGCAGGCUGUAACCGAUACCCAGAACCCAUGACCCCAGACACAAUGAUUAAAUUAUACAAGGAAGAAGGCUUGGCCUACAUCUGGAUGCCGACCCCAGACAUGAGCACCGAGGGCCGAGUACAGAUGCUGCCCCAGGCGGUGUGCCUCCUCCACGCGCUGCUCGAGAACGGCCACACCGUGUACGUGCACUGCAACGCGGGCGUGGGCCGGUCCACGGCGGCCGUCUGCGGCUGGCUCCAGUACGUGCUGGGCUGGAGCCUGAGGAAGGUGCAGUAUUUCCUCAUGGCCAAAAGGCCUGUGGUGUACAUCGAUGAAGACGCCUUGGCCCGGGCAGAAGAAGAUUUUUUUCAAAAAUUUGGGAAGGUGCGUUCUUCCCUCUGCAGUGUGUAGCUGGCUGAUCUGUCUCCCCUCCCUCGC